GGCCCUUCUCACUAAAUGAAAAGAAGAAAGCGACCUGACUGCAGGCUAAAGGUUCCAUUGUCUGCGUCUAUUAAGAGUCAAUACCUACGAGAUACGCAUUUUUAUUCCUUCCCGCUCCGACAUAUUCACAAACAGUUGGCGUACGGUUCCUGUGAGUUGUGUGUGUAACUGUAACCCCCUCCGUUUUCCGAACAAUACCUCCGCCGAAACCCUAAUACAACAAAGUAACCAAGAAGAAGACCACAAUAAUGAAGUACGUUUUGGUAACUGGCGGUGUAGUGAGUGGUCUUGGCAAGGGCGUUACAGCAAGUAGCAUCGGCGUUGUCCUCAAAGCAUGUGGCCUUCGUGUUACCUCUAUCAAAAUUGAUCCAUAUUUGAACACUGAUGCUGGCACCAUGUCCCCUUUUGAGCAUGGGGAGGUUUUUGUGCUUGAUGAUGGUGGAGAGGUCGAUCUGGAUUUGGGAAAUUAUGAACGUUUUUUGGAUGUGACAUUGACAAGGGACAACAACAUUACCACUGGAAAGAUAUAUCAGUCUGUUCUGGAGAAGGAAAGGAAAGGUGAUUAUCUUGGAAAAACUGUUCAGGUGGUUCCCCACAUCACUGAUGCUAUUAAGGAUUGGAUUGAGUCGGUAUCUCUGACCCCUGUGGAUGGGAAAGAUGGACCUGCAGACGUUUGUGUCAUUGAAUUGGGGGGGACUGUAGGUGAUAUUGAAUCGAUGCCCUUCAUUGAGGCUUUACGGCAGUUGUAUUUCUCAGUUGGGCAAGACAACUUUUGCCUUAUUCAUGUCAGUCUUAUACCUGUACUAGGUGUUGUCGGUGAGCAAAAAACAAAGCCUACUCAACAUAGUGUGCGGGAGCUGAGAGCAUUAGGUUUGACUCCCCAUUUUUUGGCAUGCCGGUCUGCUCAGCCUUUACUGGAGAAUACAAAACAGAAGCUUUCACAGUUUUGUCACGUUGCUGUUGCUAACAUCCUAAAUAUCCAUGAUGUUCCAAACAUUUGGCAUAUUCCGCUCCUGCUUCGGAACCAAAAUGCACAUGAUGCCGUUCUAAAGCAAUUGGAUUUGCUGAGUGUCGCAAAACCUGUUGAUUUAUGGGAAUGGACGAGAAGAGCUGAGACCUUCGACAAUCUUACCAAAACUGUUAGAAUUGCGAUGGUUGGGAAGUAUGUUGGGUUAACAGACUCUUACUUAUCUGUAGUGAAGGCCCUUUUGCAUGCAUGUAUUGCAUGUUCAUAUAAGCCAUCCAUUGACUGGAUUGCAGCAUCAGAUCUUGAAGAUGAUAGUGCUCAAUCGGCCCCAGAAGCUUAUGCAACAGCGUGGGAGACUCUAAGGGGUGCAGCAUGUGUCUUGGUUCCUGGUGGGUUUGGUGAUCGUGGUGUCAAGGGGAUGAUAUUGGCUGCAAGGUAUGCUAGGGAAAAUAACGUACCGUAUCUCGGGAUUUGUUUAGGGAUGCAGAUUUCUGUAAUUGAGUUUGCCAGAUCUGUGUUGCAUAUGGAAAAAGCAAACAGUGAAGAGUUUGACCCCCAGACACCGGACCUUGUUGUAAUUUUUAUGCCUGAGGGGUCAAAAACACAUAUGGGAAGCACCAUGAGACUUGGAUCUAGGAGAACGUUGUUCCAGACUCCUGAUUGUAUCACGUCAAAACUGUAUCACAAUUCUAAGUAUGUGGAUGAACGGCAUCGCCAUAGAUAUGAGGUCAAUCCUGAAGUUGUAGGGACUUUGGAAGAAGCUGGUCUGAGAUUUGUGGGAAGGGACGAAAGUGGAAAACGAAUGGAGAUAUUAGAGCUUCCAGGUCACCCAUUUUAUGUUGGUGUGCAAUUUCAUCCUGAAUACAAGUCAAGGCCAGGGAGACCUUCAGCUCCUUUUCUAGGUCUUAUCAUGGCAGCAACAGGACAGUUAGAAGCUUACGUCCAGACGCAGCAGAAUGGAAGCAUAUAAGCAAAACAGCAGCAGUAACUAGUUGGGUAAAUUUUUGCUCACAAGGAAAAUUGAUUUUGUGGUGUGAUCCGUUCCAAUCCUUGUCAACUGGUCGUGAGAUAAAUGUUGACGUACUGCACGUCUGCUUGUGGACCAGAGCCCCCUCGAGUAUGAAGAGCUACGUUCUAUGGUUGUCAAUCAUUUCGAAGUGAUUUAGCUAAUAACCUUCUUGUUACUUGUCAACUUUGUUGACAACAGAUAAUUUAGAGAUUUAGUUUGAAUGCUUUGGUUCUUUCUCUA
Molecule: messenger RNA, 2216 nt
Organism: Nicotiana tabacum (common tobacco)
Lineage: Eukaryota; Viridiplantae; Streptophyta; Magnoliopsida; Solanales; Solanaceae
Biological process (GO): CTP biosynthetic process; pyrimidine nucleobase biosynthetic process
Molecular function (GO): identical protein binding; CTP synthase activity
Source: RefSeq, a predicted model, not a curated record